Molecule: messenger RNA, 2150 nt
Organism: Chiloscyllium plagiosum (whitespotted bambooshark)
Lineage: Eukaryota; Metazoa; Chordata; Chondrichthyes; Orectolobiformes; Hemiscylliidae
Source: RefSeq, a predicted model, not a curated record
AUGAACAUACCAGAAGUUGCAGUGUUAUCAGUGUGUAUGGCUCUUGACAUUGUCACUAUUCACCAGAUCUCCAAGGUAUCCAUGGCAGCAGAAGAGAGCAAGAAUGUUUGCAUAGAGUUAAUUCAGCAUUUACAGCAGUUAGACUCUGACAGUUGGAUAUUUGUCAUUUUACUUAGUAAAGCAGUUUUGCAACGUACAAAUUCCAUUGACGAGACUGGUGAAAUAGUCUGGUAUUUAGCCCUUUCCUUGCUUCUGGCAUGGCUGAUAACUGGGUUGGCGCUCUGUCAAGGAAUCAGAUCUUCAGGAAAGGUAGUUUAUUUCACUGCAACAUGUCCUUACCUGCUUAUACUUAUGCUAAUGAUUCGAGGAGCUACGCUGGAAGGAGCCAGGAAUGGAAUUGAGUACUAUAUUGGAAGACAAUCAGACUUCUCAAAAUUGACUGAAGCUGAGGUUUGGAAAGAUGCCGCAACACAAAUAUUCUAUUCUACUGCGGUGGCGCUGGGGGCUAUAACUGCACUAUCAUCUUACAACAGAUUCAACAAUGAUUGUUACAAAGAUGCAGUCAUUAUCUCUUUUGUUAAUUGUAGCACAAGUCUGUUUGCUGGAUUUGCCAUCUUUGCUAUCCUUGGGCACAUGGCUUAUGUUCAGGAUAAGUCUGUUCAAGAAAUUGUGGAAUCAGGUUUUGGUUUAGUUUUUAUUGCCUACCCAGAUGCACUUGGACUCCUGCCAGUAUCAUCAUUCUGGUCUAUAAUAUUUUUCUUAAUGCUUCUUACGCUGGGAAUAGACAGUCAGUUUGCAAUGAUGGAAACAAUUACAACAAGUAUAACAGAUGCGCUGCCUAAUUUUAUGCAAUCAAGAUACCUUUCUAUGAUAAUCGUCCUUUGCGUAUCAUUCUAUUUUCUUGGUCUCAUAUUUGCAACACAGGCUGGUAUUUACUGGGUGCAGUUACUUGAUCAUUUCUCUACUGGUUUGACACUACUUAUAACGGCUAUAUUGGAACUUGUUGGUAUAAUCUUCAUCUAUGGGGGAAACAGAUUCAUUGAGGACAUUGAAAUGAUGAUUGGUAAAAAGAGAUGGUACUUCUGGCUGUGGUGGAGAAUAUGUUGGUUUUUAAUUUCUCCUUGCCUGAUAACAGGAAUCUUAAUCUGGUCGACUGUCACAUUUCAUCCACCGCAAUAUGGAUCAUUUGAGUACCCAAUGUGGGCAAUACUAUUUGGCUGGUGUGUAUUUCUCUUCUGUGUUAUUUGGAUUCCAAUUCUGGCAAUUGUGAAAAUUACCCAAGCUAAGGGCUCCAACUUAUAUGAGAAAUUUAUUGCAUCAUGCAAACCUGCUCCUGACUGGGGUCCACUCUUGAAAUUGAACAGAGGGGAGAGGUACAAACAUCAGACUGACCAUGUAUGAAAACCACAUUCUUCUAUUAACUGUGUAAUAAAAAUCAAAAUUUCAGGAUUUUAUGUUUACUAUGCAUCAAUUUUGUAAUCAAUUAUAUUGAGGGCUGAGAAUUUGUAAAGAAAAAAGUAUUAUAAAACAAAUUACCUCAAAAGACUAACUAUAAUGCUGUUGUUUAAUGAUAUAGUUCAAAAUCAACAUUGUCGCUACUUAAAAUCAUUUUUCCUGAUGCAAUUAGAGAGGCAGAAUUUUGAAUGUCAAUGAAAAACAAAUUGUUUCAAUGAAUUGUUUAUUUGAUUCAGAUGACUUGAUCGUCAAUGUGGUUUAUAGUUCUUUCAUACUAGCUCGACACUAAGGCACAAUUUGUGCUUGUCACAUCAAAACAAGAGCCCUUCUUGCAGAAUAAAGCAUCAACAAUUCUUGGUUGAUUAAAAAGUCAGAUACUUACUCUAAUGUAACUAAAAAUGGAUUCUGGUACUGAUAAUGAAACAAUCCUAGAUCUGCACUUACAAGACAAUAAAUGUGCCUAUCUAUGUGAUGAUUGCAUGCAUUGAUCUGUUUUUCUUUGUUAGUCAAUGACACUACAAACAUUCAGCAACACUUUAAUCCUGUAUUUUGCAUCUGUGCUUUUGUUUGCCAUCUUAGAUUUUUGUUCUCAAUUCAAGUAAAGUGAAAGCGUUUAAUUCAUGAAACCACAUACUUGUAUGUAAUUACAGAGUCAGCAUGAGCACUGUUGUUUUGAGAUAAUCAACUUCACUAUU